AAUAGAGGAAAAAUAUCUCUGAUGGCGACGCACAGUGACCAUGACUUGAAAGCUAUCUCUCCGAGAGGGGUGGCAGCAAAAAGACAAGAUGGAAGCCUCACCAGUCCACGGCAGCAAAAAUCACCAUACCACCACAAUUCUGAUGGAAAGGAACAUGUGAGGCCCUCUAAUCAUAGACCAAGAGAGAACAGUGCUGCAGUAAGCUUUAGCACUAAUAAUAACUCUGUAGUAUGUCUUCCUUUGGUAUCUGAAGGACUAAAGCUAGUGUGGACCCAGUCUGAUCAAACACGUGAGCUGGAUGGUAUCCCUGAACUUGUUCAGGCCUUCAACAUCUUCCCCUAUCCAACAUCUCAAGAGGUCAGCACCCUUGCCCGUGUCUGCGCUCUUCCCCUAGAUAAAGUCAAAGUGUGGUUCAUGGUGCAACGCAUCAAGUAUGGAAUUAGCUGGGCCUCGGAGGACAUUGAAGAGACGUGGCUCAAGCUGGCUAGACCAGUGCGAACAAGUGAAACUGAACACAAAGAGAGCAGUACAAAGAGGAAAAAUGGAAUUGAGGAUUUAAAGGAAACAGAAAAUCAUGUAGAAGAUCUAGCGCAAAGUCCACAAGUGCCUCGUAAAAGACAUAAAAUUGAAAGCACAGAACCAGCAAAGCUCUUUCCUGCUCUCUCACAUUUCCGUUCAUCUCUCCCACCUCCCCAGGAUUCGUACAACUACCGACAGCCAGUAGAAAUCCCAGAAACGCCUCAAGCAGCCACUCCACCUACUUCUACAGAGUCUCCUGUUGGAUCUGAGCAGCCACGGCAGGGGCGCUACAAAAAGUCCAAAGCCCAGUUAGCUGCUUUGCGUAAGAGUUUUCUACAGGAGAAUUGGCCUGAUGAGACAGAGCUUCAGCGCCUACAAGAGGAGACAGGCCUAACUCGUAAUGAGAUUCGAAAAUGGUUUAGUGACAGUCGUUACCAGCUGCGAAAUGGUAGAGGGUUGUCGACAUCCUUCUCCGCUACUCAAGGAGAAAAAAAUGAACCCAACUGCAGUCUAUCAUCUCAGUCUCAGGAGGUUCAGCCUCUUCCUCUCACUACUAAAAAGCAAACAACAGAGCAUGCUGAUGAUGAAGGCAAGGAAAAGGUUCGUGUGAAAGGAUCACGAAAGAAUCGGCCAAAGAAUUCUCAGUUUUUCCAGCUUUUCCUGUCUAACACACUUGAGGCAUUUGAAGAAGGAGCAUUAGUUGUGGACGAGGAGAAAUGUUCAGAGGAAAGUGAGAUUCAGAUUAAUGAAGCUGGAAGCGAUCAGGAAAGUGAGGGACUUUGUUUGACACCUCCAGAGCCAGUUGCACCCACUUCCUCCUCUUCUUCUCCAUCAAUCACCCCAUCUAAAAAACACUCAGGCAGGUCAUUGAAAUCUACACGCUCUGCCAAAGCAAAUGCUUUGAACAACUCCCUAAACUCCUCGGAUAACACUUCAAUUUCUUCAGUAUUAACAGUGGCUGGACGACCAAGGAAAACAAAGGAGCAACUGGCUGUCCUAAAGGAAUACUUCCAGCGCUGCCCAUGGCCAAAGAGUGAUGUAUACACACAGAUAGUGGAACUAACAUCUUUGCCUCGUGCUGACAUUAUCCAGUGGUUUGGGGACACGCGUUAUGCUGUAAAAAAUGGCAAUGUACGCUGGGUGCAUGCUGACGUACGUGACCAAGUGCUUGCUGAGAUAGCAUUGUUACAAAGUGGAGGGGCUGCUGCCGAUGCCGCUGGAACCCUAGGAAGUGAAGGCAACAGGAAACGUAAGUCACAAGGGAACAGCACACCAAAAAUGCAGAAGUCUGCAACAGAUUCUGUAGACCUCAGUCCACUGGAGCAGUAUUAUCGACAGACCGGACCACUCCAAGAGAAAGACCUUGACAAUCUCUGCCGGAAGUCAAAAAUGAGUUAUCAACAGGUCCGAGACUGGUUUGCAUCUAAAGACAGUACAACACUGGACACAGAGAUCACUGUUAUUGAUUGAUUAAUAUAAGAAUGAAAACGGUUUGUGCUCAUGUCUGUUAAUCUGCUGUGAAACCCCUUUGAAGGCACAGUAUAAAAUCACUUCAUGCAGUGCCCUCUAUGUAAAAAAACAAAAAAA
Sinocyclocheilus anshuiensis is the source of this 2106-nucleotide messenger RNA. It is a transcript of the gene homeza, whose product is annotated as homeobox and leucine zipper encoding a. The coding region runs from base 22 to 1989 and encodes 655 amino acids. The transcript has a single exon. NCBI's taxonomy places the organism in Eukaryota, Metazoa, Chordata, Actinopteri, Cypriniformes, Cyprinidae. The record is from RefSeq and is a predicted model, not a curated record. Gene Ontology annotation, molecular function: DNA-binding transcription factor activity, RNA polymerase II-specific; DNA binding. Gene Ontology annotation, biological process: regulation of transcription by RNA polymerase II. Gene Ontology annotation, cellular component: nucleus.